Hansenula anomala is the source of this 1391-nucleotide messenger RNA. Its product is annotated as cyclin family protein. Gene Ontology annotation, biological process: regulation of cyclin-dependent protein serine/threonine kinase activity; G2/M transition of mitotic cell cycle. Gene Ontology annotation, cellular component: centrosome; cytoplasm; nucleus. Gene Ontology annotation, molecular function: cyclin-dependent protein serine/threonine kinase regulator activity. The transcript has a single exon. The record is from RefSeq and is a predicted model, not a curated record. Bases 142 to 1380 code for a protein of 412 amino acids. NCBI's taxonomy places the organism in Eukaryota, Fungi, Ascomycota, Saccharomycetes, Phaffomycetales, Wickerhamomycetaceae.
CAUUUACACGUCUUUAUAGGGGAUUCAUUCCACCAUCAUCAUCAUCUUAGAUCGCAUCCAUAUAUUAUCAUUAUCAUAUAGGUAUUCUCAGUAUCUGCAUUCUCCAACUCAUCUCAAUUACACCUCUCAACCAUCUUUACAAUGCCCACUGAAAACAUACCGCUCAUUCAAGAUGAGAAUGCUAUACAUCAAAAUGUUCGCUUAACUAGAUCAAAGACUUCAACUGUCCAUGAUAACAAACAAUCCAAUACUACAAACACCAAAGAGUCUUCAAAUACCCAGAGGAGACCUGCAUUAUCAAAUUUGACAAAUACUUCAUCUCAGGCUGCUAUAACGAAGAAUUUGAAAUCAAAACAACAACAACAAAUAACAACAAUCAAAGAAGAGAAAAGACUACCGUUGAAAAGACCAGCAACUGAAUCAUCAUCUACACUAGCUGACCAAGCUCGCUCAAGUGCUCCAGAUCUAAAGAAACCUAGAAUAGAUUAUGAAUGGGAAGAUUUAGAUGCAGAAGAUUCAGAUGAUCCAUUAAUGGUUAGUGAAUACGUUAAUGAAAUCUUUGAUUAUUUACAUGAACUAGAAUUGAAAACUUUACCAGACUCAACUUAUCUAUCAUGGCAAAAGAAUUUAAAACCUAAAAUGAGAUCAAUAUUAGUUGAUUGGAUUGUUGAAGUUCAUCUAAGAUUUAGAUUAUUACCUGAAACUUUAUUUUUGGCUAUAAAUUUAAUGGAUAGAUUCAUGUCAAAGGAAACAAUUCAAGUUGAUAAAUUACAAUUAUUAGCCACUGGAUCUUUAUUUAUUGCUGCCAAAUAUGAAGAAGUUUACUCCCCAAGUGUUAAAAAUUAUUCUUAUGUUACUGAUGGUGGUUAUACAGAGGAAGAAAUUUUAGAAGCUGAAAAAUUCAUCUUAUCAGCUUUAGAUUUUGAUCUGAGUUAUCCAAAUCCAAUGAAUUUCCUAAGAAGAAUAUCAAAAGCUGAUGAAUAUGAUAUUCAAACUAGAACAAUAGGGAAAUAUUUACUAGAAAUCUCUAUAAUGGAUCAUAGAUUUAUUGGUUUAAAACCUUCAUUAUGUGCUGCUGCUGCAAUGUAUGUUUCAAGAAAAAUGUUGGGAAGAUCAGAUUGGAAUGGAACUUUAGUUCAUUAUUCAGGUGGUUAUAAGAAAAAUGACUUCAAACAUGUUGUGGAAUUAUUAUUGGAUUAUUUAACUCAACCUGUUAUUCAUGAAGAAUUCUUUAAAAAAUAUGCCUCCAAGAAAUUUAUGAAAUCCUCAAUCUUAGCAAGACAAUGGGCAAAGAAAAUCGAAGCUGAAUGUAUUGAUAUUAUGGAGGAUAAUGAUGAUAAUAGUAAUAAUAAUAGUAAUAAUGAUGAUGAUCAAGAAUGAAAGAAGAAAUA